AUUUGAUGUUGAUGCAGAAAUUAAGGCAGCUGAUGUAGAAGAAAAGAGCAUGAGCAAAAAAACAAAAGUGAAAGGAGUUCCCUUAGACAUAGACUCAUCAGGCAUGACUGAGGAGCAGAAAGAUCUGAAAGCCAAUAGGGAGAAGGACAAAGGGAAUGAGGCUUUCAAAUCCCAGGACUUUGAAGAAGCUGUUACUUACUAUACCCGCAGUAUAUCGCUUAUGCCCAGUGCUGCAUCUUACAACAACAGAGCAUUAGCAUAUUUGAAGCUGAAAAAAUGGGACAAAGCUAUCCGUGAUUGUAACAGUGUUCUCAACACAGAGGUGGACAAUAUCAAAGCACUGAUGAGACGUGGAACAGCUUACAAAAGUAAACAUGACUUCAAGAAAGCCUGCAAGGAUCUGGAGAAAGUGCUGAAGCUGGAACCAAAUAAUAAAAAAGCUGAGGAUCUGUUAAAAGAAGUAAACAAAGAAAUGGCCCAGGACGAGAAAGAAAGAAAAGAGAAGGGAGGACGAAGGUUGGUCAUAGAAGAAGUUGACAGUGAUGAUAAUGAAACAGUUGAAGAAGUUGACGCAGACAAGCCUAUGGUGAAUGGGUAUGACCAUGAUGACAUAUGUGUGAAAGACACUCAGCCUCCAGCAUUAGAAGUUUCUGACAUGAAAAAGGAAAUGAAUUCUGAUAAUGAUCAAUGUAAGAUAGACGGGCUGACUUCAGUAGCUGACAAAUCAGAUGUCAAGAAGCAGGAACAUAUCAGUCAUGUUGACAAAGAAGAAACAAACAGUCUGACUUCAGCAAAUGGGUCUGAAAAAGGGGUACAAGACAAUACAGAUAAGUCCAAAGUUGUUGCUGAUGCCACUUUAUCUCCAUCUUCCAAACUUAAGCAACCAGAUGCUGAUAAUGUGUGUGAAUCAAAUUACAGUUCCAGUGAGGUGUCCAAACAGUCUCCUUCAUCUGCCCUGACUGAAUCCAUCAAUAAUGUUUCAUCCUUUGGCACCUGUCAAGAUAAUAAGGUAGAAUCAGAUCAGAGUUAUGCACCCAGUCAUCAAGAUAACCCAGUAGCUCUAGACAGUUCUUCAGCAUUGCCAUCUGCUGUCCCUCUGUCUAUGAAGACAAGUGCCUUAUCAUUUGCUGAAACAUCUGAUGAUAGCUCAUCGUUAAGACCACUACCACAGGAGGAAACCAGCUCAUUAAAACCAAAAGUGUCUUUCAGUCUCAAUGACUCGGUAGCAGAAACAACACAGGCAGCAUCGCAAGUGACUUCUGACCCUACUGCACCCAGCAGGAAAAGUAACACACCACGUCUUCAGUUCGUACAGCUGCCCUUACCAUCUGCAGUCUCAGAUCUGAAGGAGAAAGGAAACAGUCUGUUCCGAAGUGGACAAUAUGGGGAAGCCAUAGAACAGUAUUCUCAAGCCAUUGAGGAACUUGAAAAAGAUUCUGAUCAGCAUGUGAACCUGUCUGUGCUGUUAAGCAACCGUGCUGUGUGUCAUCUGAAGACAGGAAAUUUGAGUCAGACAGUGUCAGACUGCACUCACUCCCUUCAGCUGGUACCACAUGGAAGUAAAACUUUACUGCGACGGGCGGCUGCUUAUGAAGGCCUAGAAAAAUAUGCAGAAGCUUACGUUGACUACAAACACGUGAUAAGCCUUGACUCCUCUGCUGAUCAAGCACACCAGGGAGCUGCAAGAUGCCAGAGCAUGCUUCAGCAGAAAUUUGGGCUUAUGUCAUGGCGUGAGAAGAUACCACCUUUGGUGUUUGUCAGGGAUUGGGAAGUACCUGUAAUUGUUGAUCAGGCUGGCUUGAGUAGAUCAAUGUCUUCAACAGUGUCUUUAGCUGAUAAUGAUGAUAAAUCCAGCAAACCGUUACAGGCAGAAGAAACUAAUACAUUUUCAACAUUACCUGAGAGUGCUUCAGCACCAUCACAGCAGAUGCCAGUUGUCAAUCAGGUGGAAGGCCUACCACCACUGUCAUCUAGCAUUGACAGUAGCAACACCCCCAAACCAGAGACUGUUGUAAACCAGUGUAGCAAAGAGCAGGAGUUUGAGAGUCUGAAGGCCAGAGGAAACCAGUAUGUUCAAAAGGGUCAGUUCCAAGAAGCUGUCAAAUGUUACAGUACCUGCAUCUCUCUUUGUCCUGACCAGGUGGCAUGUUUUACGAAUAGAGCACUAUGUUAUCUAAAGCUGAAUAAGGCAAGUCAGGCAGAAGCUGACUGUGACAAGGCACUGGGUCUGCAAUCUAACAACCCUAAAGCAUUAUACAGAAGGGCACUGGCACGUAAGAUGUCUAAGAAAUACAAACUCAGCUUACAAGAUCUAAUAGAACUGGUAAAGUUGGAGCCAAAGAACUCGGCAGCUCAAAAGGAGAUUGACGCUGUCAAGCUGUUAUACAAAGAGGAAUUUGAAAUUCUGAAAAAGAAGGCAACUGCUGAAAAAGAAUCAAAGGUUAGGAAGAGGGUGAAAAUUGAAGAGGUUGAUGAGGAGGAGGAAGAAGAAAAACCUAGAGCAAAAGUUUCAGAUAAAAUAAAAGGACAGAGUAAAUCGAGGAGUGGCAAACAGCCACAGCAGUCAGCCAGCAGCAAAUCCAAAAUUAGCAGUGCAGACAAGAAGCACAACAAUAAUGUUAGCAAGAAACAGUCUCAGACACAUGAAGCACCCAUCCAAGGCCAACCACUGGCUCCCCCAACUGCACCACGUCUGAUGAAGACAACACCAUAUGAGUUCUGCCAAGCCUGGAACUCACUGAAAUCAUGUCAGGGUGUCCAGCCAUAUGCAGACAUCUUGAGACAGAUUCCUCCUGCAGACCUACCCUCAGUCAUUAGCAACAAACUUGAUGGGCAAAUGUUGCAGAUCAUUGUACGUUGUGUCUAUGAGGAAAUGGUACUCAAAGGUGAUGUGGAGCUUGGUUACCAGAUCUUGGACAGACUGUGCUUGGUGCCCAGAUUUUCCACUGUGUCCAUGUUUAUGACCAGUAAGGAGAAAAAAGAGGUAUCAGCAGUUUUGGACAUCCUGUCGAGAACUGCUUCCAGUGCCUGGACAUCUGCUGAUAUUGUUCGACUCAAGAAAGAGUACUCUGUGAAAUAA
This is a messenger RNA of Candidula unifasciata, 3079 nucleotides long. Lineage: Eukaryota; Metazoa; Mollusca; Gastropoda; Stylommatophora; Geomitridae. The record is from the annotation of a GenBank genome assembly.